ACGAAAAGACCCCUAAAUAAAAUCGACAAGUUCACCUUGACAGUAUUUGUCCAAGGAAAAUCUAAACAUCAUGCUUAUCAUAUCAUGAAAAUUAACAUGAAAUCCCUCUACCUUGAAACUACAAGGCCGGAUGAUUACCGUGACCGCCGACCGUACAAAGUUGAAAAGCUGAACACCCUUUGGGCUCUUCUGAUUAUAAUUUGCGCUGCAUUACUCUAUGGAGUUGCCGUUGUUCGAUUCUACUCCCUACCCAAACCUUUGGAUGAAAAUGAUCCCCAGAACAGAGGUGAAUUCAUUGCAGCUAGAGCUCGACAAGAUCUGAAGAAAUUAGAGGAGUUGGGGACUCGAGUUGUAGGAAGUGCAUCGAACGAGAAACAGGCCGUAGAGCUCCUGAUGAAAACUGUCAACGAAAUUAAGCAAAAUGCGAGCGAUUUGUACGAAAUAGAAAAUCUGGUGCAGACAGUGUCCGGGGGCCUUGUUCUAGGACCAUCUGCCAGUUUUUACGAUUCCAUUCACAAUGUGGUAGUCAAGUUUUCACCAAGGAAUGCAGUUAGCAACAGUUCACUUCUGAUAAAUGCCCACUUCGAUACGGUUCCUACGAGUCCAGGAAUAAUUCAAGGUGGUGGCGACGAUGGCUUAAUGGUGGCUGUAAUGCUGGAAGUUCUGCGAGUCCUCUCUGCUUCGAAGACACUCCUGCAACACACGAUAAUUUUCCUUUUUAAUGGAGCCGAGGAGAACAGCUUGCAAGGAUCUCAUGCAUUUAUUACACAACACGAAUGGGCAAAGGAUAUCAAAGCAUUUAUUAACCUGGACGCCUUGGGCAACGGUGGCAAGGAGAUUCUUUUCCAAAGUGGACCGCAACAUCCGUGGAUAGCCAAGUAUUACACCCAAUAUGCAGUACAUCCCUACGCCAAUUCUAUGGGGGAAGAAAUAUUCCAGUUGAAUCUGAUCCCAUCUGAUACGGAUUUCAGGAUAUUUCGAGAUUUUGGGCAUAUUCCAGGAUUGGAUUUGGCACAUUGCCUGAAUGAUUACGUUUAUCAUACAGAAUACGAUGGGAUGGAGAGCAUACCAGAUGGAACGUUCCAGCACACGGGCGAUAAUAUUCUAGCCAUAGCGAAAGCAAUUGCUAACUCUCCAGAAUUACCAGAUACUUCGAAACACGCUUCAGGAAAUCUGGUGUUCUAUGAUGUCCUUGGAUGGUUCAUCAUUUACUAUAGUGAUAACACGGGGGUCAUAAUUAACUUAUCAAUUUGUGCAGUCUCGAUAGCAGUAAUAAUUAUUUCGUUGGCGCUUAUUAAACAUUCAGCGGAAGUUACUUACGUGGAACUAGUUUUCAAAUUAAUUUGGUCGUUAUGCGUACAGAGUGCAUCGGGGGCACUGGCAACAGGAGUCGUUGUCGGAAUUGCCUUCCUUUUAGAUUCUGUUGAUUACUCGUUGUCGUGGUUCUCACAACCUUGGCUUUUGUUCGGCCUCUACUACUGUCCAUUCGUAUUCGUUCUGGGGAUGAUUCCAUCUUUGUAUCUAAAUUCUAGAUUUAAUAUACUCCCAUUGCAUUUUGCCAUCCAACUGCUACUACAUUCGCAAUGCAUAAUGUUUAUAAGUGUUGCGAUAAUAAUGACCAUCUUACAAAUUCGAUCAGCAUACGUAGUCACCAUUGCCAUCAUGUUUUACACGUUAACGGUGAUAGUGAAUUGGGUUGUGAACAUCUAUACUAGACCAUAUUUGUGGUUGUUACCCCACCUAAUAGGACAAAUCCUUCCAUUUGCGUUUUAUGGGUAUUUGUCCAUGAUCUCGAACAGCACAUUCAUACCAUUGUCGGGAAGGUUUGGAGCUGACUUCAAUGCUGAAGUCCUGAUUGCUUUCUCUCAAACUGGAUUUGCGAUGCUAAUGGCGGGAUUCCUUGUGCCCAUUUUUAAUUUAUUCAAGAGGACGAAAAUAAUCCUUUCAUUCUUCAUGCUUAUAUUUAUUAUUUUCUUUAUAAUUGCCUUUACUAGUUUGGCUUUUCCGUACACCACAGCAACUGCUCCACAAAGGCAUUCAGUUUACCAUACAAAACGAACCUUCCAUGCUGUAGAUGGUUCUGUGAGAAGGGAGGAUGCAGGUUACUAUAUUCUAACGUGGGAUAGACGCUCUCCUGGCAUAAUUAAAGAUACGCUAGCAAAGCAUGUUACUUUACAAAACGCAGACAAAGACUGUAGUUCGGAAUUAAUGUGCGGCCUCCCCCACUAUUUUUCUGGAAUGAGAAGUUUUGUGAGUUCCGGUUUUUGGGUAGAUGCAAAAAGCCCAGAUUUAGAAGGCAACCCAACCCUUACCCUUCUCAGCAAAGAAGAGAUCAUUGGCCUCCAAAGAUUCACAUUUAAAAUGACAGGAACACGGCAAACUCAAAUUUUUAUUGAGCCUAUCUCUGGCGUGCAACUGAUCAACUGGUCACUGCCCAGCAAGCUGCCAAGCGAAAGUAAUAAACAGGACGAUGCGUACUUCCUUAUGAUGCGCUUUGGAGGAGAUUCAGUAUCAAAGGAAUUUUGGCUGGAUUUUAAGGUUCCAGAGAAGAAUAAUGGUUCAACAUUCAACAUUGCGUUGGUCGGGCAUUAUCAAGAUCGCGAUGACAAAUUAACCACAGAAUUUAAGCAAUUUCUGAAGUUAUUUCCCCCUUAUGCUGCCCUUGUAGCGACACAAAGUUCAUACGAGCGUUGGAGAUUUUAACAAUUAUUUCUUUCAUAUACUCAUUCACUGUCUCAUUAAAAGGAUUUUUGAGAACUGUAUCUAUAUAGAUGAAGUUUAAAACAAAUAAUAUAUUCCGUAAUUUAUUAUUAGCUUUAGUGUCGAUUUGGUAAUAAACAAAAAAUAAAUACAAAUAUUAUAUUAAUA
Molecule: messenger RNA, 2868 nt
Organism: Hermetia illucens (black soldier fly)
Lineage: Eukaryota; Metazoa; Arthropoda; Insecta; Diptera; Stratiomyidae
Product: endoplasmic reticulum metallopeptidase 1-like
Exons: 14
Coding region: 85-2703 (872 amino acids)
Biological process (GO): proteolysis
Molecular function (GO): metalloexopeptidase activity
Source: RefSeq, a predicted model, not a curated record